AUGAUCCCGCCGCAGUCGCCGCGUCUGCCUCCACCACCAGACACUCCCGCACCCGAGCAGCGCCUGGAAAUGGACGAAGAAAAGAACCUCGCGAUGAACCCACGCACGUCGAGACGGAACAGGGUCAUAGCCGUCGCCUUCGCCGUCGGCCUCACCCUGUUCCUCCUCUUCUCCGUCCGCCCCUUCGCCUCCUCGCCGCCGCCGUCGCGCGGCGGCUCUCUGCUGCCGGUGCAGGACGCCCUCGACAGGCCCUCCGCGCCCGCGCCCGCGCCCGGCCUGGACAAGGUCGCGGCCAGCAGGGACCUGGUCCCCCUCGAGGCGCACAUCAUGAGCAAAUGUCCCGACGCAAGGGACUGCCUUCGCGACAUGAUUCUGCCGACCAUGAUGCGUGUCCAGGACAAGGUCAACUUUACUCUUUCCUUCAUCGGGACGCCCACGGAGAAUGACGGAGUCGAGUGCAGGCACGGUCCUGCCGAGUGUAUGGGAAACAUCCUCGAGCUGUGCGCGGCCAAGCUGUACCCAGAUCCCAAGACGAGUCUCGGCUUCACCAUGUGCAUCACCCGCCGGUACAGGGAGAUCCCCGACCGAGCCCUGAUCGAAGAUUGCGCGCUGGAACACGCGAUCGAUAUCAAGAAGCUCAACGACUGCGCCGCAAAGGACGACGGGGCAUAUGGUAUGAAGAUGCUCAGAGACAGCGUGCGGAGGACUGCCGAUGUAGGACUACAACCCCGCGAUUUCCUCCCGCACGCGCGCCGGUGUGACGCUGAGCUGCACCGUUCGGCUCAACAACGAGAACUACUGCAUCAGGGAUAG
Thyridium curvatum is the source of this 813-nucleotide messenger RNA. RefSeq lists its product as uncharacterized. The record is from RefSeq and is a predicted model, not a curated record. Lineage: Eukaryota; Fungi; Ascomycota; Sordariomycetes; Thyridiales; Thyridiaceae. The transcript is spliced from 5 exons. Gene Ontology annotation, molecular function: oxidoreductase activity, acting on a sulfur group of donors, disulfide as acceptor. Bases 1 to 813 code for a protein of 270 amino acids.